Molecule: messenger RNA, 2510 nt
Organism: Eupeodes corollae
Lineage: Eukaryota; Metazoa; Arthropoda; Insecta; Diptera; Syrphidae
Exons: 2
Coding region: 841-2124 (427 amino acids)
Source: RefSeq, a predicted model, not a curated record
AAUAAGUUCACUCAUAUUUACUUUGUGAGUUAGUUGCCUUUUAACUCUCGUCACGAGCAGGCCGGCCUCGGAUGAAGUAUAAAUAUAACAAAUAAUUAUUGUAAAGAAAAGUAAUCGUACAGAGAAAUAUUAUAAAUAAAAUGAAUCAAUAGUCGGGUUUUUUAAACACUUUUCCCGACUCUAAAAUGCCGUGUUUUAUUUUUCUAUGGUUUUACAGUCCGCUUUAUACAUUUGGUCCACGUCGAGACCGGAUAACGCCAGCAUAGUAAAAAUAUACCGGUAAAAGUGCUCCCCUUGUUAUAAUGUGUUGUGUCCGUAAACCCUCUUUUUGGUGCGGUGCCGUGUCGUGUUGUACAGAAAGCAAAGUACAGAAAACAACAAAAAAAAAUUAUUAUCAUAAACAAGCAUGCUGGUUCUUGUCGCCUCGCCAAACGUCGCGCGCCGUCGCGACGGGGUCUUAUACAUACCCAUGCAAAAAUUAGACCAAAACAAAAAACACGCAACAACACGGCAACAGCAAGCCUGUGCAACAGUUACGCAGCUGCCUAUGUGCACGUAAAUAUGUACAUAGCAGCCACAAACUAAAAUGAAGAGGAGAGAAAAUUCUCCGCGCAAUGCGAUAGCGUCACUUUAGUUUCAACCACCGGACAGUGAAGUUGACAAGUAGAUAAGUAGAAGUGAAAUCCAAAAUUAAAACAAAAUCUCAAAAUUAAAACAGUUUCAAAAGAAAGUUUAAUUAAAAUUGAAAAAAGUACAGAAAUUUCAAAAAAAAAUAAAAAGUACAGAUAUUUCGAAAAAGAAGUACAGAAAUUUAAAAGAAAAAGAAAAUUUGGUACAGAAAUGUUCACGAAUAGAGCGCGCUGUGCAGCCAAUGCCAUCAAGACCACCAAGGCCCUUGUGGAGUCAGAUGAAUUUGGGGAGUUAUCAUACCUCCAUGCCAAAUUGCGUUUGACCGCAUUGGAAGCAGAUUGGGCCAAGUUUCAAGCUCUAACCGACGACACGCUAGAUGUGGUUAGCAAGAGAGACUUGCCAAAGGUCUUACAAGAAUAUGAAACCACGAGAGUGGAUUACUUUCUGGCCAAUGCAGCACUCCAAGAAAAAGUAGCAGCCACAUGCCCGCAUACCGAGAGCCAGCCGAGUACAGGUGACGAUAGCCGUCAGAUCCAAAUACAGGUCAAUAUGCCGUUCCAACAGCAGGAUGUUACUAAUACAUGGGGUCAGUUCGACGGAGCUUAUACCAAAUGGAUAGGCUUCCGUGAUAUGUUCGAGGCAGCAGUGCACAACAAUGAGAAGAUCUCGCCUGCCUUCAAGUUCUCGUACUUAAAGAAAGCUCUUGUUGGCGAUGCCGCAGCCACUCUCGGUGAAUGGCAACUAACCGAGGAGAACUAUAAUGAUGCUUGGGAACGGCUAAAUAGCGUGUACGAUAAAAAAUAUCUCAUUGGGCGCGACCACCUGCGCCAACUAUUGGAUCUGCCAGAGCUGCGCAAUCGUCCCUCCGCAUGCGCCCUACAAGCCAUGGCUAACGGCACUCAUGAGGUUAUGAGACAACUAAAGGCGUUGGGUCACCCAGUCGAGCACUGGGAUUUUUUCGUGAUCCACAUCCUCACCGAAAAACUUGACCCAGAGACAGCACGCCAAUGGGAACUGCAGCGAGAUUCCGACCAUCCCAGGCUGGCGACCAUGCUCGCAUUUAUCGACAAACAGGCAGCAGCAUUGUCGAAUGUCUCAAAUGCCCGUCAGCGGAGUCACGGACAGGGGCACCCGCGGGAAGCCGCUGCUCUCGGUCAGCGACAAAGGCAGAAGCCAAGUAGAGACGAGGUAAGGCCAUGCGAGGUAUGCAAUGAGAGCCACAGGUUAUGGGAGUGCCCCGACUUUAUAGCCCUCUCUUUAAGAGGCAGAACAGAUUACGUUGGAAGACGCGCAAUCUGUGCAAACUGCCUAAAGCAUGGGCAUAAAGAGAAUAAUUGCUUUAUGCGCGGCUGCGUCAGAUGUCUGGGGGCUCCUAAGCACAACAUCUACCUCUGUCCAAAACGAGAGGUAAACAAGCCGGCACUUGCUGUUGUGGCAGAUGACGUUGCCUCCGGAUCGGUAGCCAGGCGACGCACCAAGAAUAAAGCCGAUUGACUGGCAGCUAAGGGCAGACGUCUCAAGCCCUCAUGUACAGGUCGUACAGCGUACAGACGUAGAAUAAAAAAUAAAAACCGAAACAUCAUUAUGAAAAAUCCAUUCCAAAACGCAAUCAAAAUUCGAAGUACAGAUCAUUCAAACCAUGAAGACCAGCAGAAAGACAAAAACAAAACCAGUACAGAACUAGCUCCCACAAUGAUAGGAAAAUCAUCAGGUAGAGCCUCAUUUUCUAACAAGUUGGAUCUUAUCAGCAGCAAAAUAGACCUGCUAUCAAAGAGGGAAGAGAGUCCAGAGCCGCAGCUUUCGCCGUAUAAUAAGAGAAAAUGGUCUAUUGCAAAAGAUGUAUUUCCAAACAAAGUUUCGAAAAUAAAUUAUGAAAAAUA